AUGGAAGUGGAAACAUCGGAUACAAUCGUUGAUUACCGUCGUCUAUCGUACAAGUUCGUGAACCUCCGUCGUUUCGCUUUUUCGUUCCUUUUCGCGGCGACCGACUUCACAAGGAAGACAUUCAGACUCAGACCAACGAUUUGGACGAAAAAAACCAACAUGAGCGAAGCCUGCAAUAAACUUUUCUUCGGCAAUGUCGCCUUUAAAGCAACAGAAGACGAUUUAAGACAAUUUUGUGAAAAUUACGGCGUGAUUGAAGAAGGUAAAUGAAAAAAAAAAUCGCAUUUUGAUGGUGGUUUAAAAUUGGCGUCGGACCGCAUGGUUUCGUGAACGCUUUUUAAAGUUGAAUUUUGCACUUAUUUUGUGUUUAGUUUGGUUCUUUAAAGAAUGUUUAACUCAGCUUAUCGUGUUUUGAAGUUAUUUAGAUGUUUUGGUACCGAAAACAUGUGAUAAAAUGUGGUUUAUAAUGUGUUGCGUUUUGCCGCUAAAAGUUGAUAUGGAUUUCAUAGUGCAUGAUUUUAAGAGCCUCCUUGAAGAAAACCAAGAAACUCCAGUCAAGUAACAUUUGGCUGAGGUUUUGACACAGUUGACAAAAACUAAAGCUAAUUUUGUCUGGUUGGAGGCUUUAUAUGAUUUGUGGAAACAUGAGAAAUUUUAUUAAACAUUUUGACACACAAACGUUUUUGAAAAGACAGAUUCAUGUUUUGUUGUAUAUCACUCGGAAACAGCGAGAAAUGAAUCUCCAACAAUUUUCUCAUAAGUCACGAAAUGCAUGCUGGUUCAUAGUCUCAGCUUGUUGCAGCAUUUAAGAUAUUUGUCCAUGAAGGCAGAAGUGACAUAUCGUCACGGGCCCUGCGCUUUUGGGAGCCCCAAGCUUUUGGGGGCCCACGCUUACUCUUCGAAUUUUUUGUUCCUUGUGUAACAAGGGGCCUUGCGCUGAUGACAUGCUGCCUUGCCUGUAAAAUUUGGUGCAGGUAAUUCAAAAACUGAAAAUUAUCUGAUGUAGAUCCCCCCCCCCCCAUUUUAGGAUGUGAUUUGACGGGACUAAUUACCGUGUAAAAAUGGUGCUUAUACUAACAAUUUACUGGGGGGGGGUUAAACCCCCCUAGAAUCUCACUAACCCCUCUAAUAAAGUGUUCAACCCCACCAAAAUAUUGCUUCACCCCUCCUAUUUUGUGUGAAAGGCUUUAACCCAAAAGCUCACCGAGUGAUGCCGCUUGCACCCCACCACCUUUUCUACCCCUCCUUUUAAGUAAAUGAAAAUCUGCCCUUGCUACGAGCCCUAAACAUGGUUAUUUUCCUUGUUUUCAGUGGUGAUUGUAAAAGACCGAGAAACUGGUGAUUCACGAGGCUACGGGUUUGUUACAUUCCAAAAAGCCGAAGACGCAAAAGAUGCAAAAGAUAAACUGAACAAUGCGGUAGGUUUGAUUCACCAUGGCGCAGUUGAUUCAAUUUUUUUAAUAUCCCACUGGGCGUAAAAAAAACCUGUGGUUCCGGUUUCAUAUCGUGAAAAAAUUAGGGUCGGUAGGUCGGAAAUAAAAUUUUUUUUGGAAUAUUUUUUCACUAGAGAUGUGUAUUUCCUAUGGAUGAAUUUAGGCAAUUUGGUUCGAUAAUUAGUAAGACAACAGUUGCCAUUUUGGCACGCUGUAUGAGCAGCCCGCAACCACCUGGAGAAAAUAGGGUCGCACGGUCAAUCGCGUUGAAAAAAUCAUAGGGUCGGCAGAAUAAAAUAGGGUCGGUCGUAGGCUUGGGCUGUUUUUCGGUUUUAUUUUCAAACCGUUUUUUUUUUCGGUUUAGCUUUUACAAAAACCGGAAAACCGUCAUUACGUAAUUGUUUACUGUCAUCGCCCGAAACUCGAUCUUAAUUCUCAAAACAUGACACUAAUUAAACUCAAUUACAUGACACUAGAUACAAAGUCUAUUCUUUUUCCGUAAAGUCGGUAAGAACUAAAGAGGUAUAAGUUUUCAAAUGCGUUCUUGACCCUUUUAUUUUCAAACUGAAGUCACUUUAGAUUACCUUUGCACAAUUUUGCGUUUUGUUGUGUACUGUUCGUUUGCUUAUGUAAAAAAAAUACCACAAUUCUUGCUCAUUCAGUUGAAGUAAAAAUUAAAGGGAAAAAAACGGUUUUCCGGUUUUACCGGUUUAGAAGCAGACGGUUUUUCGGUUUUAAUUUUAAGCAACACCGCCCAAGCCUAGUCGGUUGGGAACCGGAACCACAGGUAUUUUUUUUAUGCCCUGGGUUAGUUGUAGGCUGUUGUGAUAUUGGAAAAAUAUUGGAAAAAAUUGUAUGUGGUAUAAAAAGUUAUAUAUUUGUGGUAUAAAAAAAUGAUAUUAUAUUCACAAGAAGCGUUGACGAUGACUCAUGCAGCAAACACUUGCAUUAGGCGUAAAAAAAAUAGCCGUGGUUCCGGUUUCAUAUCACGAAAAAAUUAGGGUCGGUAGGUCGGAAAUAAUUUUUUAAAAAUAUUUUUUUCACGUUUUUUUCAAUAAUUAGUGUGACAACAGACGCCAUUUUGGCAGCAGCCCGCAACCACCCGGAGAAAAUAGGAUCCACAGUCAAUCGUGUUGAAAAAAUAAUAGGGUCGGCAGAAAAAAAAUAGGGUCGGUCGGGAGCCGGAACCACAGGUAAUUUUUUUACACCUUAGUCACACCAAAUACCUGUGGUUCCGGUUCCCGACCGACCCUAUUAUUUUUUCAACACAAUUGACCGUGCAACCCUAUUUUCUCCAGGUGGUUGCGGGCUGCUCAUACAGUGUGCCAAAAUGGCAUCUGUUGUCAUACUAACUAUUGAACCAAAUUGCCUAAAUUCGUCCAUAGGAAAUACGCAUCUCUAGUAAUCUAGUUAAUAUUGAUGUCGGGACUCUACUGCAAAUCGCCCAGCAAAAAAAUGCCAAAGCCAUGAAAAAAAUAUCACAAUAUGAAACCGGAACCACAGGUUUUUUUUAGGCCUAAUCAGCUUUCCAAUAAUCUCCCCCUGGAAGGGUGUAUUGGAAUUACAAAUAUAUCUUGAAUAAAUAGCUUGUCAUGCUUCCAAGAAAUGUGAAAGAAUGCUUUUCUUUUUUAGGAAUUUUGUGGCCGUAAUGUUAAUGUGAAUGAUGCCAAUCCACGAAGUGGUGGUGGUGGCGGCGGAGGGGGUGGUGGUGGUGGUAGAGGUUAUGGCGGGGGUCGUGGGGGUGGUAGAGGUCGUGGUGGUGGUGGACGGGGUAGGGGCGGUGGUAGAUACGGUGGUGGUGGUGGAAGCUAUGGUGGAAACAGUGGUCGCUAUGGUGGAGGUGGUGGUGGUUACAGUGGAGGUGGUGGUGGUUAUGGCGGAGGUGGUGGUGGUUACAGUAAUUAUAGUGCUGGUGGUUAUAGUGCUGGUGGUUAUGGUACAGGUGAUGGUGGAUAUAGUAAUUAUGGUGGUGGUCAGUACAGUGGUGGUGGUGGCCAGUAUAACAGUGGUCAGUAUGGUGGCUAUCAAUAGGUAAGUUCAUAUCUUAUGUAUCAUCAGGGACGCCGGAACUGGGGGGCAGGGGGGGCGGCUGCCCCCCUUGCCUUUUGCUAGGGGGGGCAGAAGUGCCCUUUUAGUUGUAAAAUAAUACGUGAUAAAUCACAUUUCCAACGAUGCUUUUUGUAGGAAAAUCACUAGAUUCAGGUAAUUUAUAGUUUAUAUUUAUAAAAAUUUUGGGAAAUUUUUGGAAUUUAGAAAAAUAUUUUGAAGAAAUGGCGAAAAUUUAAGAUAUCCGGAAAAAUUUUUGGCUUCACGGAAAAUUUUUGUAUGUCCGGAAAAAAUUUUUGACCCCUAAAAUGGUACACUGACCGAAAUUUUUUUGGCGACGGGGGGGGGGAGGUCGCCAAAAAAUUUUGCAGUGAAAAAAAAUGUUUCAGUAAAGGUGCCCUUGGUGUGCGUCCGCCCCCCUUUGCCCCAUUAUCGUUCCGGCGUCCCUGUGUAUCAUAUAGGUCUGCACCACAUGCAAUAAUAAAUUUACAUGGUGUUUCCACAAACAAUAGUAUUAAUGAAGAUUUUAUCAAAUAUCUACAGCCUGGUGAUUAACGUUGUUCUGUUCUUAUUGUUGUUUUUAUUUUUCUGACUGCAUUUGACUGUGUUUAUUCUUUGUCUUACACAAUAAAGGCCUAUGAUGAGACUGAUUGCCUGCUCAAAUGUCCAUGAUCAAAGUUUGUGAAUAUGCGGAUUUGUUAUAUAACCGUCUGGCUGUCCUGUCCUAUACAAGAUUGAGAACGCUUUGAACUAGGUGGUCUGAAAGUCUGGAAGAAACAUACGAUGUCUAUAACUAUUCUUUAUUUUAACCUAAUUCGUUUCUGUGCGUAUUUGUCCGAUUAAAAUGUGUUUUUUUA
Messenger RNA from Paramuricea clavata, 4336 nucleotides. The record is from the annotation of a GenBank genome assembly. NCBI's taxonomy places the organism in Eukaryota, Metazoa, Cnidaria, Anthozoa, Malacalcyonacea, Plexauridae.